Molecule: messenger RNA, 2070 nt
Organism: Salarias fasciatus (jewelled blenny)
Lineage: Eukaryota; Metazoa; Chordata; Actinopteri; Blenniiformes; Blenniidae
Product: receptor for retinol uptake stra6-like
Exons: 17
Coding region: 37-2070 (677 amino acids)
Biological process (GO): vitamin A import into cell
Cellular component (GO): plasma membrane
Molecular function (GO): signaling receptor activity; retinol transmembrane transporter activity
Source: RefSeq, a predicted model, not a curated record
UUUUUUCCCUGGAAUUGACCUGUUUCAGCAGCUGAGAUGAAUCAGAGCAAGACUGAGUUCGAGCCCUUUGAGUAUUCCUACUAUGAUUAUUCAGACUGGUACUCAAACAACGCAGAGCCAACGCAGCCACCUAAAGAAGUGAUUUUACCAUGUGACCCCGUGGCAGAUGACAACCUCUUCAACAUAUGCAUGCUGUCCAUUUCUCUGGUGGUCGUGCUGGUCCUCGCCGUUCUCACCAGGAAAAAUAAACUGUGUCAGGGCUUCACCAGAGGAUCCUCCAGCAUCUUCAGUCCAGCAAACUUUCUGGACCAGACCCAGAAGAAAGGCCUGGUGAUGGCCGUGUUUGGACUGAUGUUCAGCAAGCUGGCGGUGCUGGUGAUCGCUCCGGAUCCUCUGCCGUUCUCCAAAGACACGUCGCCAGACAUUAAAGAGUUCAUGAAGAUAAUUGGCAUUUUCUACUAUCCAGUCCUGUAUUAUCCUCUGUUGGUCUGCAGCACUCUGCAGCACAAAGCAGGGUACGUGUUCGGGACGCUGCUCUCCUUCAGUCACUUCGGGGUCCUGGUGUGGCAGAAGUUCGACUGUCCCAAGACUCCAGAGAUCUAUAAGUUCUACGCUCUGCUUGCCAGUCUGCCUCAGAUGGCCUGCCUCGCUUAUCUCUGUGUCCAGUUUCCUCUGCUGUUUGUCAAAGGACCCAAAACUGACGAGGAUCUUGACAGCUCCUACUACACUGACUAUGUCAAGUCACUUCUGAAGAAAAAGUCUUCAGCCAGCAGCUCUUCAGCCGCAGACAAACCAACGCUGUUAGAAAGAAUACUGGAAGUGCCCAAAAGUUACAUUUACACACCUGAAAAAGUGUUCCGUUUUCCACUGAAGCUGGCAGUGUCAGCUUUUGUGACCAGCGUGGCCAUAUAUCAUACCGCCCUGUUGUUAGUCGUGCUGGUCAUUCCCACCCUGCACAUCGUUCGUGCUGGUAUUGAUGAAAACAUUGCUUUCCUGCUGCUGGGCUUCGGCAUCGUCCUGUCAGACGACAGGAUGGAGGUGGUCAACAUUGUGAUUUUCUACACUUGGUUGCUGGAAGUGUGCUACCUGUGUGCGAUGACCCUGUCCUGUCUGGUCAGUAUCGUGAUGCUCAUGAGGUCCAUGGUUCUCCACAGAUCAAACCUGAGAGGACUGUAUAAGGGAGACAUCUACAACAUCUAUAACAGCCAGAAGACGAUUCGUCCGUCCAAACCGGGCGUGGUGUGUUGGAUGGGUUUGGCAGGAUACCAGGCUGCCAUUGUCUGCCUCGGAAUGGCUAUCCAGACCGUCGUAUAUUUCAUCUGCUUCUUAUUUCUGGUGUUUCUGAUCAUCAUCCCGGUGUUUUACGGUCGUAACCUCAUGGUCUUUGAAAUAGCAGGAAAGGCAUGGCCGGCCUGGGUCACCCUGAUUCUGGUUACGGUGCUUCAACAUGUGACGGCAAAAUUUGCUUUCAUCAAAAAGGACGCUGGUACCAGAGACUUAAAUAACAGGGAGAGCCUCUUCCUCCUCACCUACCUGCUGUUCCUCGUCAACAUCGUGGUGGGGCUGGUUGUGGCGAUCUGGAGGAUGGUGAUAACCGCUCUGUACAACAUCAUCCACCUGGGCCGGAUCGACAUCAGUCUGCUGCAUCGCACCGCAGAGUCGUUCGACCCGGCGUACCGCUACUACACACACUUCUUGAAGGUGGAAGUGAGUCAGACUCACCCGGUGAUGAAGGCGUUCUGCGGCCUGCUGCUGGACAUCAUGAUCGAGGGCGGCCGGUUGGGACAGAAAAUAAGGGAUGCAGAAGCAGGGGCUCAGGAGAACAGGCCCAGCAAGGAGAGCCGCAGUCGGAGGGUUCGCGCUCGCUGGCAGCUGCUCUACACGCUGGUGAACAACCCCUCGCUGCUGGGCUCCAGGAAACACUUCCAGACCAUGCAGGCCGCCGAGAGCGUCCUGAACGGCACUCCCAGCCGAAGCUCCAAGAAAGGCAGCAGGAAGGAGGCCGACCAGCCGGCGGCGGAGCCAGAGCAGGCCGCCGAGGCCCCGACGAGCCAGGAGAAAACCGACUGA